Dichotomopilus funicola is the source of this 783-nucleotide messenger RNA. RefSeq names its product glucosamine-6-phosphate isomerases/6-phosphogluconolactonase-domain-containing protein. The coding region runs from base 1 to 783 and encodes 260 amino acids. The transcript has a single exon. Gene Ontology annotation, molecular function: 6-phosphogluconolactonase activity. Gene Ontology annotation, biological process: carbohydrate metabolic process; pentose-phosphate shunt. Lineage: Eukaryota; Fungi; Ascomycota; Sordariomycetes; Sordariales; Chaetomiaceae. The record is from RefSeq and is a predicted model, not a curated record.
AUGAGCCAAGCCAACCUCUACUCCUUCCCGGCCGUGGACGCCCUGGCGCCGGCCCUCCGGGCCUACGUCAUCCAAGCCCAAAACGCCGGCAUCGCACGCCAUGGUGUCUUCAAGGUCGCGGUGUCAGGCGGCUCGCUGCCCAAGACCCUCGCGCAAGCCCUCCUGCCAGCUCCUUCCUCGGACGCCGACACCGUCCACUGGGACAAGUGGGAGAUCUUCUUCGCCGACGAGCGUGCCGUGCCCCUCGACCACGCCGACUCCAACUACGGCCUGCUCAAGACCGAGCUACUCGACAAACUGCCACCCUCCACCACCCAACCCACCGUCCACCCAAUCGACACCAACCUGCUCGACGACACACAGGAACUCGCCGACCAGUACGAGCAAGUCCUCGUACACAGCUUCGCGGGCCGGGACUCAGUGCGCCUACCCAUCUUCGACCUCCUGCUCCUGGGGUGCGGACCCGACGGCCACACCUGCUCGCUGUUCCCCGGCCACGAGUUAUUGCGUGAAACCGACGCGUGGGUCGCGCCCAUCGAGGACUCGCCCAAGCCGCCCCCGCGCCGGGUCACGCUGACGCUGCCUGUGGUGACACACGCUGUGAAGGUGGCGUUUGUGGCUACGGGGGCGGGGAAGAAGGAGGUGAUGAAGGAGAUUUUUGAGGGGGGGAAUGGUUUGCCUUGUGCGUUGGUUAAUGAAGGUGCUGGGGACCGCGCUAGUUGGUUUGUGGAUGAUCCGGCUGUGGAGGGGGUUACGUAUGUGAGGAGGCCGUUUAACUUGUAA